AGCUGCUGUCAUGGCAACCAUGUAUGACUGGCAGAAAACAGACUGCAGUCUCUGAGCUCCAGUCAACCUGGACGCUGCAGAACAUGAACACACUCUUAUGGGCAGAUGAAGGGUUGUGAUAUUGAGACACCAGGGCAGCCACAGAUUGUGAGGACCAUGAUGGCGCAUCUGGCAUAUCAACCCCUGCUUCCUGCCGGAAACAAAUAUCUGCAGCAGAAAUGGGACAAGGCUUCAUAUGAUUUACAUAGGGGAAAGGUGAAGUCAGCUAAACCAACAAUAAAUACCACUCCACCAAAGACCUAUGUUCACCUGGCUGUCAAGCUGAAGAAACAAAAGCUUGAAGAGGAAUGGACAAUGAAGAUUCAGAGGGAAAACAAUAUGCUUAUGGAGAAAAUAUCACACAUCAUGAGGACAACUGGAGAAAUUGACAACAAGAAUUAUUAUGACAGCAAAAGCCUUGGCAAGGAGAAGCGACAGCUGGAGUUGCUCCGUAUUACCAAGGAGAAUCAAAUGAUCCUGUCCCGUCUGAGCCAGUGCAGGUCUCACUAUAAUCUGAGGAGCUGGCAUGAGGACUGGCUCAAAACUCUCAAGGUGAUGGACAGCAUUGCACGUUACCCACGAGGAAGGACAAAUGAGCAAAAGGGACAAGAAAACUCCAUUAAGAAGCACCAUGAUAGUGAUAAAGAACAAAAGAUCAGCGCUGAUGCAACCACACACAGCCCUGCAAGCAACAAGGUCAAUGACAAAGCAGAGUCUGAGGAAAAUAAAAACAGUAAAGAAACCAGCAAGAAAGGAAGAACAGGAACAGAAAUACAGCAGGACAUGGCGACAUACCCUGAGCCAAAUGCACCUGAGGAAUCCAUCUCACCAGAUGUACCUAAGAAUCCUGGUUCUUCUGACCGCAGACAAACCCCCUCACACUGCUGAAUCAUUUCCCUCUCCUGAUGGAUCUAAUAUGUCCAGCACUCCUCACACACCUAAACACCCGAGCGGGGGACUGCAAGUCCUGCAGAGGGAUAAAAUGCCUUGUUUUUGGCAAACCCGUUUAUCUGCACAUUAAAGAGACUAUGAUAGUUUCACUAUAAGCUGUUUUA
Molecule: messenger RNA, 1094 nt
Organism: Sander lucioperca (pikeperch)
Lineage: Eukaryota; Metazoa; Chordata; Actinopteri; Perciformes; Percidae
Gene: cfap97d2
Exons: 6
Coding region: 106-927 (273 amino acids)
Source: RefSeq, a predicted model, not a curated record